GGCGGCGGCGGCGGCGGCAGCGGAGGCGGGGACCGAUCUGGGCCGGGGGCCGAGAGGCAACGCGCCGCCGCACCCUCUUGGUCGCCCUCUCCUGCGCGCCCCGGCCGCCGGCCCCCGCCGCGAGCCCACCCGGAGCACCGGGUUCCGCUCCGAACUGGGGCUGAGCUGCUUCCAGCCGCCCGGCGCCCCAAGCCGCGGCUUCGCGGUGGAGAACCGCGCCCGGACUAGAGGCGCCCGCGGCUUCGAGAGCGUCGGCUGUGCCAGCCCUCGACCUGAUGGAUGCUUGCUGUGGACGAUGAAGGAAGAAGGCACCUCCCGCACCCCAGAGGUGACCCCGGCGUGUGCCCCGGAUGACCCUGCGACCCAGCACCAUGCGGCUGGCCUGCAUGUUCUUGUCCAUUCUGCUGUUUGGAGCUGCAGGCCUCCUGCUCUUCAUCAGCCUGCAGGACCCCACGGAGCUCGCGCCCCAGCAGGUGCCAGGCGUCAAGUUCAACAUGAGGCCACAGCAACCCCGCCAGGACCCCCCACCGGGCCGUUUCCGGGAUGGCGACUCGAGGGCACCCACGGCGAGAGUCUCCCGGGACUUGUCCAGCCGGGCCCCCGGGGGUCUUAACCUGCCGGCGCCGGACCAGCCCCCGCCGCACCUGCAGACGGGGGCCCGCCCGCGUGUCCGGCAGCGCCGGCGGCGGCUACUCAUCAAGAAGAUGCCCGCGGCCACGGCCACCCCAGCCAACAGCUCUGCGGGCCCCGCGGUCCGGCCGCAACCGGGGGCCCGCGACGGCCGUUGGGCGGUCCUGCAACGGACGCAGCAGGAGCGCAAGCGGCUGAUGCGGGAGGCGUGCGCCAAGUACCGCGCCAGCAGCAGCCGCAGGGCCGUCACACCGCGCCACGUGUCGCGCAUCUUCGUGGAGGACCGCCAUCGCGUGCUCUACUGCGAGGUGCCCAAAGCCGGCUGCUCCAACUGGAAGCGAGUGCUCAUGGUGCUGGCCGGGCUGGCUUCGUCCACCGCCAGCAUCCAGCACGACACGGUCCACUACGGCAGCGCACUCAAGCGGCUGGACACGUUCGGCCGCCAGGGCAUCCUGCACCGGCUGCGCACCUACACCAAGAUGCUCUUCGUGCGCGAGCCCUUCGAGAGGCUGGUGUCCGCCUUCCGCGACAAGUUCGAGCACCCCAACAGCUAUUACCACCCCGUCUUCGGCAAGGCCAUCCUGGCCCGCUACCGCGCCAACGCCUCACGGGAGGCGCUGCGGACGGGCUCGGGCGUGCGCUUCCCCGAGUUCGUCCAGUACCUGUUGGACGUGCACCGGCCCGUGGGCAUGGACAUCCACUGGGACCACGUCAGCCGGCUCUGCAGCCCCUGCCUCAUCGACUACGACUUCGUGGGCAAGUUCGAGAGCAUGGAGGACGACGCCAACUUCUUCCUGAGCCUGGUGCGCGCGCCGCGGAACCUCACCUUCCCUCGCUUCAAGGACCGCCACUCGCAGGAGGCGCGCACCACGGCGCGCAUCACGCACCAGUACUUCGCGCAGCUCUCCGCCCUGCAGCGGCAGCGGGCCUACGACUUCUAUUACAUGGACUACCUGAUGUUCAACUACUCCAAGCCCUUCGCAGACCUGUACUGAGGGCCGGGGCAUCGCACCCGGGCGCAGGUGCGUCCUCGCCUGGGAACCGAGAUGCACCUGCAGCCACAGGGCCCUGAGAACGGCCGCUGCACCUGUUGCAUGCAGCAGGCCCGAGGUCUUGGGUGGGGACCCCGGCCGCUGUCUUGUACCUGCUUUCUCACUCCUCAGCUGGGGACGGUUCCUGAGGGCCACAAGGGGCAUCCCAGCAGCUCAGCCAGCAGUUACCAUGCCCAGGAGAGUCAGGACAGGGGGACGGGGGUCCCAGCAGCCGGGAUUACCCCUGCGGUCCCUUAGCCAAUGCCUUGAACCAAACCAAGUGGUUUGCAGCUUUUCUACGAUGGUGGGGGGAGGGCACUGGUUCCAAAUAAAGCACACGGUUUCCAGA
Molecule: messenger RNA, 2010 nt
Organism: Lepus europaeus (European hare)
Lineage: Eukaryota; Metazoa; Chordata; Mammalia; Lagomorpha; Leporidae
Gene: CHST8
Product: carbohydrate sulfotransferase 8
Exons: 4
Coding region: 351-1625 (424 amino acids)
Biological process (GO): carbohydrate biosynthetic process; proteoglycan biosynthetic process
Cellular component (GO): membrane
Molecular function (GO): sulfotransferase activity
Source: RefSeq, a predicted model, not a curated record